AUGUCGUAGGAUGAAUACGAAGAUUAUGAAGAGUAUUAUUGUGGCAAAGAAGAGCAAAUGGAAUAAGAGGAGGACAUAGAACCUGCUUUGCAAAGAGUAGAAUCAACCACUUAAACUCAAUAAUAUGUUUAGAUAGUAGAUCCCAAUACGAGAGAUGAUCCUGCGUUCGUAUUAUUAUUACAAGAGAACAAUAUCCCUUAAUUAGAAGUUUCCCUGCUUUCCGAUUUCUCUAUGUUCUUUGAAAGGUAGGCAAGAUUGUUCAAUUAUUGUGCCAACUUAUUCUAAUUGGCUUUUACAUCUUAAGAAAUCGCAAAUGAUUAUGUCAUGCAAUUAUCCAGGAUUCUGAAAUUGUUCUUCCAGAUUUAGGAGAUAGGCUCAUAUUCAUAAUUCUAAUCCUAAUUAGCUUAACAUGUUGGAUACUCUACACAUAAGAUAGGCUAUGCAAUUAACAGUGACUAACAGUUAGUUUUAUUGAUAUUGAAACUCAUCUUGAAGGACGACGAUUAACUCUAAUAGAUUCAGGCAUAUUUGCCGAGAUUUCUGAUGUUCACCAUCAAUCCCCCACAACCAUUUACAAGUGCUACAUCACCCAGAGUAUUUUAGACAUUAAUUGUAAACAGAAUAAAUGAUGAGUUGUUUGAUGCUUCAUUUGAGAAACCAAACAAAUUAGACAUUUUGGCAUUAUCAUAUUUCUCUUAACAGACACAAAAUAUUUCCAUCUACAAAGAAAUCAUCACGAUUCUGGCAUCCAUAUUUGAAAGUUUACUAGAUUAGAAACAAUCGUAGUAUUUGAAUCAUUAAUUGAUAAAUCUAUUACAUUUCUUUCUUGCCUUCACCACCAAUUAAACCAUACUCCACACCUUCUUCAAUAACCAUUUCCACAGAACUCUCUACAAUUCCAUUAGGUUCUCAUAGCCCAUAUUCGGAUCUCUGAAUCAACCCCAAUGGUCCAAAGAACCUCUAAUUAUUGAUGCUAUGGUAAAUUUAAUAGUCAGGAUUGUGAGUAUAGAUUAAGUCGAUAAGAUUCUAAUUGAAAUUCUAUAGGAUGAUUUCACAUUGCUAUUAGAGAAGUAGAAAUUCGAUUUCAUCUACAGAGUUAUCCUCCCAAUUCUUAAUAGCGAAUAAGUUAGAUUGAUCCCUGUUUGUUUUCAUCCAAGACUAAGUGUUUAGGAGAGCAAGCAACAAGUUGAAAAGUUCCUGCUUUCACAAAAGAAGUCGAUUUCAAUUUCUUAAUCACUGACGACCGAAUUACUGACCAAGAAAUAAUGCGAAAAGAUUAAUUAGCUUGUUAUAGAUCAAUUAAAAACAAAUAUUCCCUAGAUGUAAUAGGAAUUAGGAGAAUUGUAAUAGAUAUACUAAUAGUCAUUAGAAUAGAAUAUCAAUCCUUAAAUGAACAAGGGAUCAUGGGUGAAUCUGCAUCAAUUCAACCCAUACAAUCCUCAUUUAGACUCAUAGAUUUUAUUUGAUAAAUUGGAUAACAGGAAUAAUGUAUUAUUUAUUUUUGAUUUGAUGGCAGGCAAUGAAAAUGUGAGAUUGGUCUGUUUUAUUAACAAUAUCAUUUAAGAUAAGAGACAACACAAUUACAUUUAGGCUAAAUCUAAUAGUCAAUCCUUUUAUGCAUUGAUGGUUUAAGAUGACCAUUUCUGGUAUGUGAAUUCCCUAGAUAAAAAGCCUCACGUGAUAUUGGAUAUUCAAUAGAGUAUGCUAUAAAUAGGUCAUCACAAUCAGCCUAUUGCUUGCAUCAAUUUUGUAGAUUUCCAAUCGUGUAAAUUUGGAUUUCCCUUCGAGAAAAUCUAAUAAAGAAUUCUGUUGAUUGAUCAAAUCACAGCUUCCAUGAUGGAAUAGGAUUGUUACUUGAUAUAAAUUGAAAUCUGGACUUUUGAUGAAUCCAAAGAUUAGAUAGCACAAACUGGCAUCUAAGACUUACUAGACCAUAAAAGUUACACCCAAUAAUUAAACUACUAUCUCUCAUAAUUCAGGUUCUAAACAAUUCACUUCAUUCCACACAAUCUGAGUGUCCAAGAAUUAUCAACAUAGUUGAAAGAAAAGAUCAAUAUAGAAGCAUUAAAGGAGAAUGAAAUCAAUGACAUUAUAGUUAAUAAGCCCAUCUUAUAGCUUCAUUUGAAGACCUAAUCAUAAAAGCCUCUCUUGAGUUACUUUUAAACAUACAUUGGCGGAAUUGAGAAGAUUUUGGAAUAAAUCAAUAAGCAUUUGUAUGUAGUUAAAGCAGAUUAGGUCUAUAAGCAAUUGUUUAUUGAAUUGCAUUUCCUGUCUGAAAUUGAUGGAUUUUAUUACUCUAUCAUUCAAACUGAUGGGUUCUUGUAAUUUUUAUUAGCAGUGGCAUUUCUGAAUGAUAAGAAGGAGGGCAGAGAUGCAUACAAUAAAGUGAUUGAAUUGAUGUAUUAAUCAUUGGCACUCAUAUUGGAUUAAAAUCCGAAUUUGAAAGAGAAAGCAUUGUUUACAACCAAAGUCUAGAUUAGGAUUGUGAAUAGAAUUGACUCUUACUUAAAUCUAUUGAAUCGAAAUGUCCAAUCCCAAUUCUAAUUCAAACUUGAACCGAAGAAGACAGCCAAUCCAAAAUAAUAGGAAAUUCAAAAGGGAAAGCCUAAAGGAAUUGGCUAUGGCGAUAUCAGUUAUAAGAAUUAAAUAUUUGAUGCCUCUAAACUUCAAUAGGAAUAAUAAUAAUCAUAAUAAUAAUCACAAUAUGUUCCCAGGAAACAAAUUGAAAUUUAGUAAAGCUAAUAAGAGAUCAACCUAGAAGCCCUGAUGAGUUGUUUACGAAUAUUGCUUGAUUAGGAUUAUAAAGAUUCUGCAGUCAUUUAAUGUUUAUAACAAUCACACAUUCUGAAUUUUCUAAUCAAGUACUUUUAAACCAUAAAUAUAACUUAAUUAGAAGGUUCCAAAGUAUUUAAUGAAAUUCUGAAAAUAGUAGAGAAUUUGGCCAAGUGUAAGACUACUUUAAAGUUAUUUUUGAUAAACGAUAACUAGAGUCUGUUUAGGUAAUUGGAAACUUUCAAUCAAUGGGCAAUCAUGUUUAUUAAAACAUUCAACUCUAAAGUAGAAGAAUUAAACGAAUUCAUGGAAAUAUACGAUUAUGUUGAAUCUUGUUUGUAUGCCUCAAAUAUGAUUACUAUAUAAUAUUUAAGUUAAGAUUAGCAAAACCAAAACUAAGAAUAAAUCAGUAUGCAUUAAUUUUAUAGGCCAUUUAUGAAGAGAUUGGCAGUUGGUAAAUGUGAAAUCAAGAGUGAUCCAGAAUAUUUGAGUGUGAUGAAAGAGUACUAUUAAAAUACUAACAACCCAAAUUAGAUUAAAAUGUAAAAGCUGAUAUCAGAAAUUUCAGGCAUUGAAGAGAACCUCCCCAUGGAAUCAAGCAAUUCUAUAUUCUUAAGAUACGAUUAGGACAGAAUGGAUUGCAUGAGAACCAUAAUCUUUGGUUCAAGUGGUACUCCAUAUGCUCAUGGUGCAUUUCUGUAUGAUAUGUAUUUUGGGGAGGACUAUCCAUAAAGACCUCCAAAAAUGAAACUAUCUACAACUGGACAUGGGAAAGUGAGGUUUAAUCCAAAUCUCUAUAAUUGUGGAAAGGUAUGUCUGAGUCUCUUGGGAACUUGGGGGGACAGUUGGAUAGUUAACUUUUCUACGAUCUUAUAGAUUUUAAUCUCAGUGUAAUCAAUGGUUAUGUGGGAGAAUGUCAUGUUUAAUGAACCUGGUUGGGAGUCAUAAAUGGGUACUUCAAAUGGAGAAUAGGCUAAUAGAGGUUACUGCAACUUUGUUAAGGUUUAAAACAUCAAAUAUGCAAUGAUUGAAUAACUACAGAAACCUCCAAAGGGAUUUGAGGAAGUCAUUCAGAAGAGUUUCUAUUUGAGGAAGGAUUUGAUAAAGAAAGAAAUUGAAUCUUGGAUCGAAUAGGCUAAUCUACCUGCUACUUAUGGUUAUACUUAAAAUAAUUGCUCCUAUGGUUCAGCACCUGGUGUGUACAAAUAAGAAUUGAUCAAGGUUUAUGAUGAAUUGAAAGUAGAAUUAGAGAAGUUAAAAUUCAAUAUUGGCGCUGAUUUUUACACAAUAACUGAUGAGAAGAAGAAGGCAAUAACAAUUAAUUAAAAUUAAUUUGAUUAGAUGGAAUAGGACGAAAUAAAUAAUAUGUAAAUGCCUUAGGGAUUAGAUAUGAAUGAGAUUGAUAUUAGCUAUGAAGAUGCUUUGCAGCAAAGACAAUUUGACUCAAAUGAUUAGAACCUACAGAAUUUGAUGAGUAGAUAUAUAGGAGUGGUUGGAUUGGAUGCAGUUAAAAAGUAAAGUGAAUCCACUAUUUUCAUUCAUGGACUGAAUGGAUUGGGAUUAGAAAUAGCCAAGAAUAUCGUGUUGUCUGGUGUGAAGAGAUUGAUUAUAUAUGAUCCUACUUUGGUUGAAUUGUCUGAUUUAGGAACCAAUUUCUAUUUAAAUCAGGAAGAUAUUGAUCAACGCAAAGAUGCAAAAGUCUUAAAUAAGUUAAAGUACUUGAAUCCUUAUGUUAAAAUUGAUGUACUCUAAAAUAGUAUCUAAGAACUUAAUUUGGAUGAGAUUUAAGUAUUUAUAACUCAAGAUCCUAAAUUAUCAACUGAAAUAUCUAAGUAAAAUAAAGUGGCAGUCAUCUUGGCAUAGACUAGAAAUGUGUUUGCUAGGAUAGUAACAGACUUUGGGAAUGAAUUCAAUAUCAUAGAUAAAGAUGGUGAACAAUUGUCAGAAGUUCUGAUUGAAAGUAUCUAGAAUAAUGUAGUCACUUUAUUUAAGAAUCAAAAUCAUAAUUUAAAUGAAAAUGACGUUGUCUUAAUUUAAGAAGUAAAAUAAUAAGAAGGAUAACAAGAAUCAUAUAAUUAGAAAUUUUAAAUUAGAAAUGUAAAAAGAAAUUCAUUUGAGUUGGUUACUGAUAAAAUAUUUUGUAAUUACAUUAGUCAUGGAGUUGCCUAUCAAUAAAAACAAGUAGUUAAAAUAUCAUUCUAAAGGAUUCAAAAUGUAUUGAGUUCAUUCUCUUACUUCUGUGAGAAUAUGGGGAUGUUGGAUAGAAUAGGCGAGAUUAAACGAGCCUUGAUUCAUUUUUGUUUAAAUAGCACAGAUUAAUUAAAUAAUGAUUGGAAUCUGGAUAAGAUCAAACUAUUUAUUAAUGAAAUUCUGUCUUAAAAAGUGGAUGAAAGACUCAAUGAACACUUUAAUGAAGAUGUAUAUAACAAUUACAGGGAUGAAUUAAUGCCUCUCUAGAUAUUAUUAUCAAUUAAUACAUAAUUCUAGCCAUUGUGUGCAUUUAUUGGAGGUAUGGCAGCCUAAGAGGCCAUGAAAGCAAUAAAUAAGAAAUACACACCAAUUCAUUAAGCAUAUGUCUAAUCAUUUGAGGAUGUGUUGCCUUUUAAAUUAAGAGAGCUAAACAACAUUCAAUAAGAAUAUCAACAAUUUCUAUAAAAAUAUGGAAUUGGUAAAGAUACAAAUUCUAGGUACAAAGACUUGAUUAAUACUAUUGGAGGUGUAUAAAACCUGCAUUCAUCAAAUGUCUUUGUAGUAGGAGCAGGUGCAAUAGGGUGUGAAUUACUAAAAAACUAUGCUCUUUUAGGUGUAGGUAAGAAUGGUGCCAUAUAUGUGACUGAUCCAGAUAUAAUUGAGAAUUCAAAUCUUAGUAGAUAGUUCUUGUUUAGAGAAAAGCAUAUCAGAAAACCUAAAAGUUUGACAGCUGCUGCAGUUGUAAAAUCGAUGAAUCCUGAUAUCAAAAUUAUUGCUAGAUUGGAUAAGGUCUGUUAAGAGACUUAAGAUAUAUAUCAUAAUCAAUUUUAUAAAUAAAUGAAUUGCGUAACUAAUGCAUUAGAUAAUGUUCAAGCAAGAUUAUAUAUAGAUUCUAAAUGUGUUGAAAAUGAUAUUUGUUUAAUUGAGAGUGGUACAUUAGGAACAAAGGGUCAUGUAUAAACAAUCAUUCCUAAUCUAACUGAAAGUUAUGCAAGUAAAUAGGAUCCUGAAUAGAAUAAUGAUAUUCCUUACUGCACCUUGAGGAUGUUUCCAGAAAAUAAUAUCCACUGUUUAGAAUGGGCUAGAGAUAAGUUUGAAUAGUAUUUCUAUCGCAAACCGACUGCCCUAGUUUAAUUGAUGUAAGAAGCAUCUCCAUAACAAUAAACUGUAGAUUUAGCAUUAAGAAUUCUCAAAAAAUACCCUAAAUCAUUUUAGUAGUGUCUGGAAUUAGGAAGAUAGAAAUUUUAGAAAUUAUUUGUUUUUGAUAUUCAGGCCCUACUCAAUGCAUAUCCUUUAGAUUCAGUGAAUAAAGAAGGCAAGUUGUUUUGGUCACCCCCAAAAAGAGCCCCAUAAGUAAUUGAAUUUCAAGGGGCCUUUGCUUAUAAAUUUGUUGAAUACUUUGCUAUUCUCACAGCUCAAAUCUAUGGAAUACAGAUACCUUAAUAAUAUGAUUUAACUAAGAUAAAUGUGGAGGUACUUAGCAAAUAAUAAUUGAAGAAGAAUAAGAUAUAAGAUUUAGCAGAGAAGUAAUAAAAUAAUUAAAUUGAAUAAGAAGAGGAAGUCAAGAAUUACAAUCAAUUACUAGAUGAAGCAAGGAAUUUGUUGAAAUAAAUUGAGCCUAGUUUGCCAUAACCUUAGUAGUUCGAAAAAGAUGAUGAUUUGAAUCAUCAUGUGUCCUUCAUCACUUCUGCUACAAAUGGAAGAGCUCUUAAUUAUGGUAUACAAUAAGUGGACUGGAUGUGGACCAAAUUAAAAGCAGGCAGAAUUAUCCCAGCCAUGGCUACCACUACUUCCUGUAUUGCAGGAUUGUAGACGUUGGAAUUAAUUAAAAUAUUGUAGAAGGGACAUAAUUAUAGGAACACCUUCUUGAAUUUGGCUAUUCCAUUUCUCAUGCAAAGCGAACCUGGAGAAGUUGAAAAGAAAACUUUGGCGAAUGGCAUGGAGAUCACUAUAUGGUCUAAACAUUAAUUGAAGAUCUGUAAAUAUAUGGAACCUCUAUCUGGUAUUAUAAGAAAACUAGAAAAUCGAUUUAAUACCUAGAUUAUCAGCAUUUAAUAAGGAGCUAAAGUCAUAUAUCUGUCUUAGAUGCUACCUAAAGAUGAACUCGAACUGUACGAAUUGAUGAAUGCUCCGAUAUCCUCGUAUGUGUAAUUUGUUAAUCGGGAAUCUUAAAUCAAUGUGUAACUCAAAGGUUGUUCAUGGGUUGUGGUAAUUCUUACCAUGAAUUGA
Messenger RNA from Paramecium tetraurelia, 7191 nucleotides. RefSeq lists its product as uncharacterized. The transcript is spliced from 6 exons. The record is from RefSeq and is a predicted model, not a curated record. Gene Ontology annotation, biological process: protein modification by small protein conjugation. Lineage: Eukaryota; Ciliophora; Oligohymenophorea; Peniculida; Parameciidae. Gene Ontology annotation, cellular component: cytoplasm. Gene Ontology annotation, molecular function: ubiquitin-like modifier activating enzyme activity.